AUGGCAUUUGACCCUAGUCCAGAUGAUUGUGCAAUCAUAUUGGCAAACAGGAGUCUCAGUACGUUGCGCGGUGGGAAUGGAAGAGCUGCUCUCUCUGAUGCUAGCAUGUGCAGGAUGGCGCGACCUCUUUGGCCAAAAGCCUGCUAUCGAGAAGGGGCAGCUCUUAUGUUAUUGAAGAAGUACGAGAGAGCAUGCGAGGCUUUUGCGGAUGGCUUGAAGCUUGAGCCUUCAAAUGGUGAUCUUGCAAAUGCUUUAAGGGAAGCCCAAGAAGCAGCAAAGAAUGCUCGUAGCCGUGAAAAGUGACUCACGUGUCAAGUCGAAUCCGAAGCUCUGCUUUGUUGCCGAGCACCUUUUGUCUAGCCUGAAAACUUCUAACAAUAAUAUCCUGUGGUUUUUAAGACUUCCGUCGCACGCAUGGUUGGUGAACUCGCUAGCUGUAGUAAUCUCGAUUCCAGUUCAAGUGUUAACAAACUUUACCAUCACAGAAAAUUAAGCUUGUUGUAUCUUGGGUGGAAUCAAGGAAUUCAGUAUUGAAGUUUUACGGGUAGCCUGUGAAGGAAUACUAGAACAAGUUAUUGAUUUCGCCGGUAGCCUGGUUCGCCCCCCAAAAAAAAG
Messenger RNA from Triticum dicoccoides, 615 nucleotides. Its product is annotated as protein STIP1 homolog. The transcript is spliced from 3 exons. Gene Ontology annotation, molecular function: protein binding. Bases 1 to 303 code for a protein of 100 amino acids. The record is from RefSeq and is a predicted model, not a curated record. Lineage: Eukaryota; Viridiplantae; Streptophyta; Magnoliopsida; Poales; Poaceae.